AUGUCCACCGGAGCGUAUUCGGACAUCCUCACCUCCGGAAUGCGGGACUCGGAGGGCUGGCGAGGAUUUGGCAAAGCAAUUGUGUCCAAGUUUAUUGCCGAAGGUGCUCGAGUUCUAGUCUUGGAUAUUGUAGAGCCGGGCCCAGCAGACUCACAAGGUGACUUCUCGACCAACGUAACUUAUGUUAGCGGAGAUGUGACCUCUCCGGAAGACUGGCAGAAAGCUCUCGAACUGGUCACUCAAAUUUUGUUGUCGACAAUUCCGGUGUACUGA
This is a messenger RNA of Aspergillus welwitschiae, 273 nucleotides long. RefSeq lists its product as uncharacterized. The transcript has 2 exons. The record is from RefSeq and is a predicted model, not a curated record. NCBI's taxonomy places the organism in Eukaryota, Fungi, Ascomycota, Eurotiomycetes, Eurotiales, Aspergillaceae. Bases 1 to 273 code for a protein of 90 amino acids.